AUGGCAUCCAUCGAGAACAACUUUCGGUCUCUAAGCAGACUAGCAGCUGAAUGCCAACGACAAGUGGAGCGACUCUACCACGUUGACUCCAUCACAGUGCAGAAAGAAGUUGCUGAGCUUAUCCGAUCCAGCAUUCGUUGUUUGGCCACAGAUAUCGAGGUGGUAAAGCAAUUAGCAGAGGAGCAAGAUACGGAAUCGUCUAAAAUGAAUAUCCUGAAUCGACUUGGCGAAUACGAAAACCAAUUAAAACAACUGCAAGUGAGUUCACGUCAAGCUAUUUUGAGGGCAAAAAAGAGAAUAGAUGAGGAAGAAAAAAGAAACCGGGAGGAGCUAUUUGGCAUUGGAAGCAAGAGACUGAACGGCAAGAGUUUCACAGAACAGUACGAAUUGAAGCAGAAGGGUUUACAGAGAGGUCAACAUGAUGAAGCUGUUCUACGUGCAUCUUCAGAUGUCACCGAAGCACUAAAGAGAACUAGCACACUCAUGCAACAAGAAUUGGAGAAGAGUACAUUUUCAGCUAGUAUGCUUGCCGAGUCUUCAAAGACCCUCACAUCAACGUACACGGAAUAUCAAAAUCUGGGAUCUCUUAUCCAUAUUUCUAAAAGAGUGAUUACUCAGCUUGAAGCCUCAGAUUGGUUUGAUCGGCUCUUGCUCUUAUUUGGCGUAUUGUUGUUUAGCUCAGUUGUGCUGUAUAUCAUAAAGAAACGCACAUGGGAUGUUGGCAUUUCGUGGGUAUCUUGGUUAAGUCAGACCAAAAAGAGCAAGGAGACAUUAACAACGACCAUUGUCACUGUGAUUGCACAAUCCACAGCAACCGCCAUAGCAACCACCACAUCCAACACUACUCCUAGCACCACUGCUGCUACUACCCUUCUUGAUUCACUGAUUGAAACUGCCUCCCCGGCAAUUGCGGGUAUAGUAAUCAAAGACGAACUUUGA
Messenger RNA from Mucor velutinosus, 939 nucleotides. RefSeq lists its product as uncharacterized. The transcript has 5 exons. Lineage: Eukaryota; Fungi; Mucoromycota; Mucoromycetes; Mucorales; Mucoraceae. The record is from RefSeq and is a predicted model, not a curated record. Gene Ontology annotation, cellular component: endoplasmic reticulum; SNARE complex. Gene Ontology annotation, molecular function: SNAP receptor activity. Bases 1 to 939 code for a protein of 312 amino acids. Gene Ontology annotation, biological process: retrograde vesicle-mediated transport, Golgi to endoplasmic reticulum.